CAGGGGCCAUAUUGUUGAUGUGUCACCUCGGGAGGAGAUCACUCACACGGACUUGACACUCAUUAUUUAUCACGGCAGCUGGUAUAUGCCAUUUUUAAAUGGAUUUAACAUAACCGUGCCAUUAGCUGAAGGAGAUCAUGGAGCCGUCGGAUUGUCAGAGCGAACUGACCCCUGCCUCUGACCCCUCCCAAAGUUCAGAGGUCAGUGUAGUUCCGGAAGGGUCAAACAAUGUCCUCAGCAAUGGGGGUGAACCUGUUUUAAAAGAACAGGAGGAAGACACUGAGCUGGACAGUCUUGAGCUGGAUGGUACUCUUUCAGAUAGUGUGGACAGAGAAGGUCAGAGACCAGACAUGCACAUGGAGGUCCAGCAAGAUGAAGGACUUGGAGAACAUGCACAGGGUGAUGGGAACACAAGCUGUGACAGUGGAACAGCCUCCAUUGAUGAUGCCAGGACUCUACCAGCUGUUCAUGAUAGUGCUGUAGAAUCACUUCCCGCGGUUCUUGAUGGAGAACUCGAAUGUUCUGGCCUUGAAGAACCAGCGGAGGUGGUUACAGAAUCAGAAGGUGGGACUCAGAAUAAUGUUGAGGCAUCUUCUCCAUCUGUUCUGAAUGGGACAGAUGAUAUUUCAUCCACACAACUUGAUACAUUCAACGGGCCAACAGAACUUAACAGAACUCCUUUGACUCCUACGCCGGCUCCUCAGGGUGAGGAACUGCCAGAUGUUGUUUCAGUACCCCAAAACUCGCAAUCUAACUCCAACAUGAACCCAUAUGACACGGACUGCAGCAGGAAACUGUUGUCUGAGAUCCAGCGCUCUCUGUCUCAGGAGUCUCUGCUGGAUGAACUGGAGGAUGAGCUGUUGAACAGUCAGUCAGAUGGCAUCCGCAAGGGAAGUCCUCCCAAUGGGCUUCAGAAGGACCAGAACUCCAUGGUUUUAUUUGAGAAGUGUGUACAAUACAAGUACUCCCAAAAGGAGAAAGCCAUCAAGAGAUUACUUGAUGAGAAUAAGAAACAUCAGGAGCUGAUUCUGGGCAUCUGCUCCGAGAAAGACAACAUGAGGGAUGAGCUGAAGAAGAGGAUGGAGACAGAGAAACAGCAUAUUUGCACCAUUAAGAAAUUUGAAAGCCGGGUGGAGGAACUUAUGAAGGAUAUGAAAGACUCCAGAGACAAACUGGUUCACCAAGAUCAGGCCGCUAAGAAUGCAAUCCAGCAGAUGCAGAGGGAGAUGGCCUAUCGACUUGAACAGGCCAAUAAGAAAUGUGAGGAGGCACGGCAGGAGAAGGAGACAAUGGUGAUGAAGUACGUCCGAGGUGAAAAGGAAGCUCUGGACCUGCGGAGGGAGAAGGAGCAGCUGGAGAAGAAGCUACGGGAGGCCACAGCAGAAGUAGACAAACAAGCUCGGCGGGGAAACACACUGGCCCAAGAAAAAGGACGCCUACAGCAGCUCUAUGAAGCAAAGGAGAAUGAAGUGACAAGACUAUCCCGUGAACUGGAGAAAGUGAAGGAAGAAAUUAAUUCUCAUGUCAUCAAAGUAAAGUGGGCACAGAACAAGCUGAAGAGCGAAACAGAUGCUCACAAGGAAACAAAAGACAAACUAAGAGAAACAACUUCCAAGCUGACUCAAGCAAAGGAGGAGACUGAACAGAUUCGCAAAAACUGCCAGGACAUGAUCCGCACAUACCAGGAAUCUGAGGAGAUUAAGUCAAAUGAAUUGGAUGCAAAGCUGCGAGAGACCAAAGGAGAGCUGGAGAAGCAAAAACAAGAGCAGACAGACCAGCUAGAGAUGCACAAAGCUAAGAUUAAGGAGUUGGAUGAUCUGAAGAGGACUUUUAAAGAAGGCAUGGAUGAGUUGACCACCCUGCGGACCAAGGUUAAGUGUCUGGAGGACGAACGGCCCCGCUGGGAAGACGAACUCUGCAAAUACAGAGAGAUCAUUAACAGACAGAAGGCUGAGAUCCAGAACCAGAGGGAAAAACUCACCGCUAUCACUAGACUAGAGGAGCAGCACCAGAGGGAUGAUCAGGAGAUCGCGUCCUUGCGGGAGGAGGUGGAGAAUCUGAACUCUCAGAUCACCGAUUUGCAGAGGGACAUUGAAGGCAGCAGGACAAGAGAGGCGGAGCUGCUGGGCUUCACUGAGAAAUUGACCAGUAAAAAUGCUCAGCUGCAGUCUGAGAGCAACAACUUACAGGCCCAGCUGGACAGAUUGAACAGCAGCUCCAGAGAGCUGCACAGCAAACUAGAGGAGACUGAGAGAUCCCUCUCUGAGAUGACGGACAGAUUGAAGAAAGAGGAGCAACAAAGACAGGAGGAAGUUCUGGCGUUGCAGACAGAGAGAACAACACUACAGACGGAGACAUCACAACUAAAGACACGUGUGGAGGAAUUACGAGAUGAACUGGUCACUCAGAAGAGAAAACAGGCGGCCAACAUCAAAGACCUCACCAAGCAGCUCACGCAGGCUCGUAAGAAGCUGGAGCAGGUGGAGAAUGGAGGAUGUGAUCGAGAAGGGAGCAGCAUGGGCAGCCGCUCCAGUUCUUCAGGCUCUCUAAACGCACGAGGCAGCAGUAUGGAUGAUCGCUCUCCAGAGAAUCAGUCCGGUUCAUCGGUGGUAGUGGUGGACAGCUUCCCCGAGGUGGACAAAGCUGUGCUGGUGGAGCGCAUUGUGCGGUUGCAGAAAGCACAUGCUCGUAAGAACGAGAAGAUUGAAUUCAUGGAGGACCACAUUAAACAGUUGGUGGAGGAGAUCAGGAAAAAGACAAAGAUUAUCCAAAGUUACGUGCUCAGAGAAGAGUCUGGAGCUUUGUCUUCAGAAGCCUCAGAUUUUAACAAAGCCCAUCUGAGCCGGCGGGGAGGUAUCAUGGCAUCACUGUACACCUCCCACCAUCUUAGCAUGAGAUGA
Messenger RNA from Sinocyclocheilus anshuiensis, 2900 nucleotides. RefSeq names its product coiled-coil domain-containing protein 186. Lineage: Eukaryota; Metazoa; Chordata; Actinopteri; Cypriniformes; Cyprinidae. The coding region runs from base 138 to 2900 and encodes 920 amino acids. The record is from RefSeq and is a predicted model, not a curated record. The transcript is spliced from 15 exons. Gene Ontology annotation, molecular function: small GTPase binding. Gene Ontology annotation, cellular component: trans-Golgi network. Gene Ontology annotation, biological process: vesicle cytoskeletal trafficking.